Molecule: messenger RNA, 1852 nt
Organism: Carya illinoinensis
Lineage: Eukaryota; Viridiplantae; Streptophyta; Magnoliopsida; Fagales; Juglandaceae
Product: UPF0481 protein At3g47200-like
Exons: 2
Coding region: 544-1773 (409 amino acids)
Source: RefSeq, a predicted model, not a curated record
AUAAACUUUAUAACUACUUGUGAUAAAAGGUGGAUAUAUAUAUAUAUAUGGUUCAUGGAGAUUAUAUUAAUUACCUUUUGUUGUUUCAAGUAAAUGGCAUUAAAUUCUAAUUAACAUUGUAUUUUUAUCUGGAAUUUCACCAAGAUUAGGCUUUUUUCCUUCUUGUAAUUUAGUCAGGGACAAAGCCAAAGGGAGAGGGGGGCCAAGGCUCGGAAGUAAAACUUUUACUGUAUGUUUUAGUUGCAUGUUUUCCUUUUUAACUUUUGACAAUUUUGCUCAUAUAGGUUAAUAAUAUGACCAGUCUCUCAUUAAAAAUUGAUGGGUGUACAUCGUUCAUAUAUAAUUUUUUAAGCUAGCUACAAUUGUAAUUCAUGUUAUAUAAUAGUUUCUUGGCUUUUUUAAGUUAUAAAAUUGAAUGUGAGAUUUAAUUGCAUAGUCAUGGGACUACGUUUCCUUCCAAUUUAAUUUGAAGGUGGUGGCUCCUCAUGUUUUUCUUGUCAGGAAAAUUAGGAAAAAAAGAAAGAAAGAAAGAAACCUUGAUAGAUGGCCGACGAAUCAACAGCUAUGAUGAACACACCAGAAGAAAUAAUUAAUGCUGCAACAGAAAACGAGUAUCGGGCGCCGAAAUGGUUAGUAGAGAAAAUCAACCAUGCUGAAACAUCAACAACGCUUAAUCGCCCAUCAUCUCCAACUAUUUACAGGGUCCCUGAUUCUCUUCGGGAAUUGAACAAAGAAGCUUACACCCCUCAGGUUAUUUCAAUAGGGCCCCUUCACCACGGCUCGCUAAAAUUGAAAUACAUGGAAAAUUAUAAACUGAGACUUUUCUGGAGCUUCAUGGAACGAACCAAUAUAAACAAGGAGAAGUUAGCAAGCAUUAUACAAGAUUCGGAAGAAAGCGUACGUGAAUGUUAUGCAGAGGCCAUUCCAUUUGAUCCUGAUACUUUGAAGCAAAUUAUCCUGGUGGAUGCGAGCUUCAUUAUUGAGUAUUUCUGCAGACUUUGGUCACACACUGAGCUAGCCAACGAGUUGAUCAUGGAAUUAAAGCCAUGGCGGAUGCGACAGAUUGCAGUAGACUUGAUAUUACUUGAGAAUCAACUGCCUUUCUUUAUAAUCGAGAAAUUAUAUGAGCUGCUUACACUCAGGUCUCCUUCAACAUACCCAUCCAGCUUCCUCGACCUUACCUUUAAAAGCUACUUUGGGGCACUGAACGUUCAAAAGAUACUUGACAAAAUGUACUGUGCCUCCCAGCUGGCUGAGGCAGGAUUGAAGUUCAAGCCAACUUCAAGCAGAACCAUAGUUGGCUUAAAAUUUAACGAGAGAGUGCUGGAAAUCCCAACAUUUAAAUUAGACAGGGAAGCGGAGAUUGAUGCUCGGAACCUCAUAGCCUUGGAGCAAUGUCACUAUCCACUUGAAAGAUAUGUUACUGAUUAUUUUAUCAUGUUAGAUUUCCUUAUCAAUACAGGCAAAGAUGUGGAUUUACUUGUUGAUAAGGAAAUCAUUAACAAGCCAAGACGGGGCGCCAACAUUAUACCCACUUUAGCCGGCAGUUUUUGCACAGGUAUCUCAUUGAGGGAUGUCAAUAAUGAUUAUUAUGAUCUCUGUACACAAUUGGUGGAUUUCCGUAGAAAACAUUGGUAUGUAAUUCUGAAGAGUAGCUUGAAAAAGGAUUAUUUUCGCACGCCUUGGAUGGGUGCUGCUACCGUUGGUGCUAUUAUCUUGUUGAUUCUCACUCUCAUACAAACUAUAUGUACUGUCAUUUCAAUAUUCAAGUAGAGUGAAGCUGCUUGUGUGUCAAAAGUAUAAGAGAGUGGUCAGCAUGAGCGUGACAACUAAAAUAAUGAGAGUGAAUCUG